Strongylocentrotus purpuratus (purple sea urchin) is the source of this 1870-nucleotide messenger RNA. RefSeq names its product mucin-1-like. The coding region runs from base 119 to 1786 and encodes 555 amino acids. The record is from RefSeq and is a predicted model, not a curated record. The transcript is spliced from 2 exons. Lineage: Eukaryota; Metazoa; Echinodermata; Echinoidea; Camarodonta; Strongylocentrotidae.
UACCACUGAUCUGAACGCUAAGUUUUCAUCACUGUAGGACUCGCCUACGUACACGACAGAAUGAAGGGACCUGAAAGACGUUUACUUACGUUAAAUUUCGUAUAAUUUUUCUGUCGCGAUGGCUGCUAAGGUGAAAAUUAAAAAGCCUAGCUACAGGGGUAUCUUGUUGUAUAUUCAGAAUAAUUUGACUCAAGAAGAAAGACAUAAUUGGGUGUUUUUAAAAGAAUUACCCCAGAAGGAUACAGAAGAUUGUGAGAACAAUUUCCGCAAUUUCUGGGUUUACAUGUUAAACAGACCCAACGAAUUUAAUUACGGCGAAGACGAUCCGAGUGAACUGUUUGAUGACCUGCUUGACAUUGGACGUCAGGAUAUAUGCAAGGCAGCCAAGGAGAAGUAUGAACAGCUUAUAGAGUACAAGCGGUCUCAGUUAAGUAGCGAAGGACAAGGAUCUAGCCCUUCUGGCUCAGGAACUCCUGCUCCAAACCCGCCGUCUCCUGGAUCACCUGGUGUAGGUAGUAAUAUUAGCCAAGGUCCUGUUCCAUCCCCGAGCACGCCCAAAGGUCAGCCUUCUGCGUAUUAUCCAGUCUCUCCACCACACAACAGCCCAAGAUAUCAUCAUGGUGGUACUUCACCUGGAGCAACAGCUUAUGAAGCACCACGCAAAGUCCCAGGAUCACAGUCUCCGGGUUCAAUACCAGCAGCCUCCCCUACCACUUCACCGGGAGCAACAGCUUAUGAAGCACCACGCAAAGUCCCAAGCUCACAGUCUCCGGGUUCAAUACCAGCAGCCUCCCCUACCACUUCACCGGGAGCAACAGCUUAUGAAGCACCACGCAAAGUCCCAAGCUCACAGUCUCCAGGUUCAACACCAGCAGCUUCCCCUACCAGUGGAUACUUACAACAGAGCUCAGCAUUAAGCCCAAAUCCUGGCGCUGGUACUACUUUUAGUCAUGGAUUAAAGAGCACAGAGCCAUUACCACCAAUGCCAAGCAAUGUCGUCCAAAUGCAAGGUUUACCCAGUGACCAGUCAUCUGCUGGAGUGGUCCAUGCCAACACUGGUCAAGAUGUCAGUUCAGUUAGUUUACAGAGAUCUCUAAAAAGCAAGGAACCUGUGGGUAAUCCUGCGGUUGUUAAUCAUGGCUUGAAGAGCUCAGAGCCACUCCGAACAAUGCAAAGUAAUAUGGUACCAGGGCAAGGUGAGCCUGUUUCAGUGACCCCUGCUCAUCUGUCUCCUGCUAACUCAAACUCUCUCAUCAGUACAGCAUCACCACUUAUAAGCAAUGAACCAACUGGAAUUGGCCAUUCAGGUAAUGCUAAUGCUGAGCAGCUUCCACAUUCCAGUUCAGGAUCGAUGAUGAGUUCAGCAAGAUCUUUGCGCACUAGUGAUGAACAAGCAGCUUCACAGAUACAAGUUCAAGCACACGCUUCAUCCCUGGGGGCCGCUGGUAACAUCAAUCACACCCUAGAACAUGCGAUCCAACCAUCCUCAACACCUGAUCAUCUAAGGAACAUCCAACGACUUGUCGAUCUCAGUCUCAGUGAGGCAGAGGAGAUUGCGUCAAGGGUUACAAGUAAUCCCAACCAACAGCAGCCUGUCAUUGGUGAAGGCGACACUGUAAGAGACAGUGCAAAUGCCCCUUCUGGAGCAGAGGUUCUCCCAGCAGAUGUUGUCAGAGACUCUGCAUCAGAUCAAGAGCAAGUUGGUGAAACUGCAGCAGGGGCACACGCUUCUUCCAUUCUUGACUUCCGCAAACCUCGAAAAGACAAGAAGGUUACAAAAAAUUGAGAGGCUACCAGGUGGAAUUAGCUGACCCAGGACUCCAAGGUGUCAACUAUGUAAUCUGUGCUCCAACAGGGUCAGGAAAGACCA